Molecule: messenger RNA, 4164 nt
Organism: Phaedon cochleariae (mustard beetle)
Lineage: Eukaryota; Metazoa; Arthropoda; Insecta; Coleoptera; Chrysomelidae
Source: the annotation of a GenBank genome assembly
GCGGGGUGAAGGGUGAAGGCGCAAGGAUAGGCUGUGAUGGGUUUGGUUUUAUUUAUUAUUAGAUUUUAAUUUAAAAUAUAUUUAACUGAUCAUUCCAAACUGAUUAAAUUACAUAAGUAUGGCAGCUCAAGUAGAUACAGAAAAUUUCGAAACGAACGAAAUGGAAAAGUGUUAUGAAAAUUAUAUCCUUAUUGAUGUUGGUGCCAAUCUGACCAACAAGAAGUACAGCAGAGAUUUGGAUUCUGUGGUCCAGAGGGCAAAGGAUUCAGGUGUUCAGAAAAUAAUGGUCACAGGGACUUCAGUGAAAGCCAGUAAAGAGGCUCUUAGACUGACUAGAAUAUACCCAAACAUUUUGUAUUCAACAGCAGGGAUCCAUCCUCAUGAUGCCAAAUCUUAUACAGAAGAAUCCUGGAAUGAAUUAAGACUUAUAGCCAACAAUCCAGAAUGUGUAGCUAUUGGAGAGUGUGGUUUAGAUUAUAACAGAAAUUUUUCUGAACCUGAAGAUCAAAGACUAGUAUUUCGCAAACAUAUUGAACUUGCCAUUGAACUCAAUAAACCACUGUUUAUUCAUGAAAGAGAUGCUCAUGAUGACUUGAUGCUGGCAUUGGAAGAAUAUCAGACCAAAUUACCACCUGUAGUUGUGCAUUGUUUCACUGGUACUACUGGACAAGCUCUAGCAUAUCUAGAUAAAGGAUUUUAUAUAGGACUAACAGGUUACCUGUGUAAAGACAAAUCAGAUAGUGGAGUCAGAAAAUUAUUGGAAGAUGGUUCAAUACCACUGGAGAGGUUGGUGGUAGAAACAGAUGCACCAUUCAUGUAUCCAAAUACUCGUGCCUCAAAAUUGCCUAAUCAUGUCAAAGAAGGAUUAACUGAAAGAAUGCAGAUCUUCGUGAAGACAUUGACUGGUAAAACUAUCACCCUAGAGGUUGAACCUUCAGACACCAUUGAAAAUGUGAAGGCUAAGAUUCAAGACAAAGAAGGGAUUCCCCCAGACCAGCAGAGGUUGAUUUUUGCAGGCAAACAGUUGGAAGAUGGCCGCACUCUUUCUGAUUACAAUAUCCAGAAGGAAUCCACCCUCCACUUGGUACUACGUUUGAGAGGUGGUAUGCAGAUCUUUGUGAAGACUCUAACUGGCAAGACCAUCACUCUUGAAGUUGAGCCAUCUGACACCAUUGAGAAUGUCAAGGCAAAAAUCCAGGAUAAAGAAGGUAUUCCUCCAGACCAGCAAAGAUUGAUCUUCGCAGGAAAACAAUUGGAAGAUGGCCGCACCCUCUCUGACUACAACAUCCAGAAAGAGUCCACUCUCCAUUUGGUACUCCGUCUUAGAGGUGGUAUGCAAAUCUUCGUCAAAACCUUGACAGGCAAGACCAUCACUCUGGAAGUUGAGCCAUCUGACACCAUUGAAAAUGUAAAGGCCAAGAUCCAGGAUAAAGAAGGUAUUCCUCCAGACCAGCAGAGAUUAAUCUUUGCAGGAAAACAAUUGGAAGAUGGCCGCACCCUCUCUGAUUACAACAUCCAGAAAGAGUCCACUCUUCAUUUGGUACUCCGUCUUAGAGGGGGUAUGCAGAUUUUCGUCAAAACUCUGACUGGCAAAACCAUCACUCUGGAAGUUGAACCUUCUGACACUAUUGAAAAUGUCAAAGCAAAGAUCCAGGAUAAAGAAGGAAUUCCUCCAGACCAACAGAGGUUGAUCUUUGCUGGAAAACAAUUGGAAGAUGGCCGCACUCUUUCUGACUACAACAUCCAGAAAGAGUCCACCCUUCAUUUGGUACUCCGUCUUAGAGGUGGUAUGCAAAUCUUCGUAAAAACUUUGACCGGCAAGACCAUCACUCUGGAAGUUGAGCCAUCUGAUACCAUUGAAAAUGUAAAGGCCAAGAUCCAGGAUAAAGAAGGUAUUCCUCCAGACCAGCAGAGAUUAAUCUUUGCAGGAAAACAAUUGGAAGAUGGCCGCACCCUCUCUGAUUACAACAUACAGAAAGAGUCCACUCUUCAUUUGGUACUCCGUCUUAGAGGUGGUAUGCAGAUUUUCGUCAAAACUCUGACUGGCAAAACCAUCACUCUGGAAGUUGAACCUUCUGACACUAUUGAAAAUGUCAAAGCAAAGAUCCAGGAUAAAGAAGGAAUUCCUCCAGACCAACAGAGGUUGAUCUUUGCUGGAAAACAAUUGGAAGAUGGCCGCACUCUUUCUGACUACAACAUCCAGAAAGAGUCCACCCUUCAUUUGGUACUCCGUCUUAGAGGUGGUAUGCAGAUUUUCGUCAAAACUCUGACUGGUAAGACCAUCACCCUGGAAGUUGAACCAUCUGAUACCAUUGAAAAUGUGAAAGCCAAGAUCCAAGACAAAGAAGGAAUUCCCCCAGACCAGCAGAGGUUGAUCUUUGCUGGAAAGCAGUUGGAAGAUGGCCGCACCCUCUCUGAUUACAACAUCCAGAAAGAGUCCACCCUUCAUUUGGUACUCCGUCUUAGAGGUGGUAUGCAAAUCUUCGUAAAAACUUUGACCGGCAAGACCAUCACUCUGGAAGUUGAGCCAUCUGACACCAUUGAAAAUGUAAAGGCCAAGAUCCAGGAUAAAGAAGGUAUUCCUCCAGACCAGCAGAGAUUAAUCUUUGCAGGAAAACAAUUGGAAGAUGGCCGCACCCUCUCUGAUUACAACAUCCAGAAAGAGUCCACCCUUCAUUUGGUACUCCGUCUCAGAGGUGGUAUGCAGAUUUUCGUCAAAACUCUGACUGGGAAAACCAUCACUCUGGAAGUUGAACCUUCUGACACUAUUGAAAACGUCAAAGCAAAGAUCCAGGAUAAAGAAGGAAUUCCUCCAGACCAACAGAGGUUGAUCUUUGCUGGGAAACAAUUGGAAGAUGGCCGCACUCUUUCUGACUACAACAUCCAGAAAGAGUCCACCCUCCAUUUGGUACUCCGUCUCAGAGGUGGUAUGCAAAUCUUCGUGAAAACUUUGACCGGCAAGACCAUCACCCUGGAAGUUGAACCAUCUGAUACCAUUGAGAAUGUAAAGGCCAAGAUCCAGGAUAAAGAAGGAAUUCCUCCAGACCAGCAGAGGUUGAUUUUUGCAGGAAAACAAUUGGAAGAUGGCCGUACCCUUUCCGACUACAACAUCCAGAAGGAAUCUACUCUCCACUUGGUUCUCCGUCUUCGAGGUGGUAUGCAGAUUUUCGUCAAAACUCUGACUGGUAAGACCAUCACCCUGGAAGUUGAACCAUCUGAUACCAUUGAAAAUGUGAAAGCCAAGAUCCAAGACAAAGAAGGCAUUCCCCCAGACCAGCAGAGGUUGAUCUUUGCUGGAAAGCAGUUGGAAGAUGGCCGUACUCUGUCCGACUACAACAUUCAGAAAGAGUCCACCCUCCAUUUGGUACUACGUCUGAGAGGCGGUAUGCAGAUCUUUGUGAAGACUUUAACUGGCAAGACCAUCACUCUUGAAGUUGAGCCAUCAGACACCAUCGAGAAUGUUAAAGCUAAGAUCCAAGACAAAGAAGGCAUUCCCCCAGACCAGCAGAGGUUGAUCUUUGCUGGAAAGCAGUUGGAAGAUGGCCGUACUCUGUCCGACUACAAUAUCCAGAAAGAAUCCACUCUCCACUUAGUUCUCCGACUUAGAGGUGGUAUGCAGAUUUUUGUCAAAACUUUGACCGGCAAGACCAUAACACUGGAAGUUGAGCCAUCAGACACCAUCGAGAAUGUUAAAGCAAAGAUCCAAGACAAAGAAGGCAUUCCGCCAGACCAGCAGAGGUUGAUCUUUGCUGGAAAGCAGUUGGAAGAUGGCCGUACUCUGUCCGACUACAACAUUCAGAAAGAGUCCACCCUCCAUUUGGUACUACGUCUGAGAGGCGGUAUGCAGAUCUUUGUGAAGACUUUAACUGGCAAGACCAUCACUCUUGAAGUUGAGCUAUCAGACACCAUCGAGAAUGUUAAAGCUAAGAUCCAAGACAAAGAAGGCAUUCCCCCAGACCAACAGAGGUUGAUCUUCGCCGGAAAACAAUUGGAAGAUGGCCGUACCCUUUCUGACUACAAUAUUCAAAAAGAGUCAACCCUCCAAUUAGGACUUCGUUCUAGAGGAGGCAGCUUAUAGGUUUUUUUGGAUUCUAAUCUCAUUACUGAAUUUUAUAGACUGUUUUUUUAAGAUGAUUAAAACUCAAUAAAUUGAAUAUGUAAUAC